Messenger RNA from Pelobates fuscus (common spadefoot toad), 1266 nucleotides. It is a transcript of the gene VCPKMT, whose product is annotated as valosin containing protein lysine methyltransferase. The transcript is spliced from 6 exons. Gene Ontology annotation, cellular component: cytoplasm; cytosol. Lineage: Eukaryota; Metazoa; Chordata; Amphibia; Anura; Pelobatidae. The record is from RefSeq and is a predicted model, not a curated record. The coding region runs from base 20 to 655 and encodes 211 amino acids. Gene Ontology annotation, biological process: peptidyl-lysine trimethylation. Gene Ontology annotation, molecular function: protein-lysine N-methyltransferase activity.
GCCCCUCCCACCCACAGUAAUGGCGGAUACUGAGGACAUGUUUAUCAGGGAGCUGGAGAGAAGGGACGGGAAGGUGCUGAAGAUCCGUCAGCUUUGCUCGGGGGAUGUAGGCUGCGUAGUGUGGGAUGCCGCCAUCGUCCUGGCCAAAUACCUGGAAAGCCCUGAGGGGCCCAGGAUGAAGAAGGCGUCAGUGCUGGAGCUGGGGUCCGGUACCGGCAUCGUGGGCAUCAUGGCUGGCAGCCUGGGGGCAAGUGUCAUAUUGACAGAUCUUGAAGAAUUACAGGAUUUAAUGAAAAUGAACAUUGAUCGUAAUGCGGAUCUUAUAACUGGUUCUUGCCAGGCGAAGGUACUGAAAUGGGGAGAAGAUGUCACAGAAUUCAUGCCUCCAUCUAAUUACAUCUUGAUGGCUGAUUGUAUCUACUAUGAAGAAUCCUUGCGUCCAUUGGUUAAGACUCUGAAAGAUCUUGCCAGCCCAGAGACAUGUAUACUGUGCUGUUAUGAGCAAAGAACAACUGGCAAAAAUCCUGAAGUUGAGAGAUUGUUUUUUGAGUUAUUAAAAGACAACUUUGAAAUUGAAAAGGUGCCCCUGGAUAAACAUGACACAGAAUACCGGAGUGAAGACAUUCACAUACUGCAGGUUUACAAGAAGAACUAGGUUUUGGGCACAACUGGCAGCACGGCAGGAGGUCACACCAAAACCCGACCGACACAAAGCUGAACCUGCGAAAUCACAGACCUACUUGCACAAUCCCGCUACGCAACCAAAGCUGCCAAGCACCCAGAUGAACCUGUGGCGCCCCCGCAAGAAGAAACCGCAAUCUCUGAAAACACGCACGCCUGUCACCCCACGGAGGCUUGCAAAACCCAGUGGAAAGCAAGUGGCGGCGGGUAGCAAAGACAAGGGCCAAGCUAACGGGUCUCUGACAUCCACAGCCCCACAAGAUGGCGGACCUGUGUGCAGGAGCACCACGAGGCACCCAGGCACAGUACAGCCUCGCAAUCUUUGCGAAAGGUACACACCUGCAAGUCACAUACCCACUGCAGAGCGACCAAGGACCUCCCCACAGACUAGGCAUUGGAUGAAUGGGUGAGAAGCCCAGGACUGACUUUUGGCACGUUCCAGUGAUGGAAUUAUAGUGGUCCUUUAAUCUGAAUAUGUUGCUCUAUAAAAAUUGUGCUGUUUCUUCACAUGCUGACCAACUGUUAACGAAUGUUUUGUCAUAUACUUGUCAAUGCUGUUGGGGCAUGACGAGAACUUGUUAUAUU